This is a messenger RNA of Daldinia decipiens, 1131 nucleotides long. RefSeq names its product putative isomerase YbhE. The record is from RefSeq and is a predicted model, not a curated record. The transcript is spliced from 2 exons. The coding region runs from base 1 to 1131 and encodes 376 amino acids. Gene Ontology annotation, molecular function: protein binding; 6-phosphogluconolactonase activity. NCBI's taxonomy places the organism in Eukaryota, Fungi, Ascomycota, Sordariomycetes, Xylariales, Hypoxylaceae.
AUGGCUGACCAAGGUUCUUUGGUCCCCCCGUUGGGAAAGCUAGUUGUUGGCAAUCAAAACCAGAUUAUACUUGUUAAUUUUGACGGCGCCGAGCUUUCUAUAGCUUCCAGAUUUACAAUCCCGAAAUGGUUGCCCAGCUCAAUAUUAUUCAAAGAGCCUAACUUGCUUUACGCUGUAAACGAGAUAGGCACGGAAACUAACAUGUUAAGGAUGGUACCUGACGCUCCGGCCAACGGUCCUCCGGUUGCACCUGACGCUAUAGGCUUCGACAAAUUUUCGUUCGUCAACAAUGCCCAGGGAUCAUAUGGGGGCAACCACCUCGCGUUCAACGCCGACAAGACUCGCAUUGUCGAGACUUGCUACAUAAGAGGCAGAAUCGAUGUCUGGGACAUCUCAGGGAAUGGAAACCUCCCUGUUUUAAAAAAGAGUAUCCGGACUAGAACUGAAAAUGGGCACCAGUGGCCGCAUCAGCGUGAACCAGGGCCACGUCAAGCCAUCCUCGAUCCGACUGGACGCUUUUUUAUUAUACCAAAUCCAGGUACUGAUUCGUUACACGUCAUGGACACCCUGGAUGACAGGUACGAGAUCACGGGCAUUACCGCUGUGCCCAACACAAUCUCGCCGGAGAGCAUCGCUUGGGGCCUCUCUACUGCAAUCGCCUUAAUGCGAAUGGACUACACCGAUGCGAUAAUCCGGUUCACCACGGUCCACUGGGGACACGCCGGUAGGAGAUGGGACCCAGGCGAGUUAAUCAUGUCGGCGUUCACAGGACUCGAAGUCGCCAGAAACCAGCGUGAUGUUUACCUUUGGAAUCGAUUCCCAGGCGAGACCUCAGGCCACAUCGCACAUUUUAGACUCACCGACGAGGGAGGCGUAGGACUUAUUUAUGUCCACAGCAUGCCAACCCGCAACAUACAGCCGCGCAUGGCCAGUCUAAGCGGAGAUGACAGCCAGGAGUUUGUAUUCGUGGCUAACGAGGCUGGCGAAUCGGGUCUUGUCGCAUUUAGGAGAGACCCGGCGACAGGUAGGUUGGAUCCGAACCCGGUCGCAACGUUUCCAAAUGAGCUUCUUGUUCCCUACGGAGCUUCACCGCAUAUACUAAGAGGCGUUCAGUUCGUUCGCGAGCUUUAG